This is a messenger RNA of Scomber japonicus (chub mackerel), 1413 nucleotides long. RefSeq names its product LSM4 homolog, U6 small nuclear RNA and mRNA degradation associated (gene lsm4). Gene Ontology annotation, cellular component: P-body; U6 snRNP; spliceosomal tri-snRNP complex. Lineage: Eukaryota; Metazoa; Chordata; Actinopteri; Scombriformes; Scombridae. The transcript is spliced from 5 exons. The record is from RefSeq and is a predicted model, not a curated record. Gene Ontology annotation, molecular function: U6 snRNA binding. Bases 108 to 572 code for a protein of 154 amino acids. Gene Ontology annotation, biological process: P-body assembly; nuclear-transcribed mRNA catabolic process; mRNA splicing, via spliceosome.
CGGAAACUCAUCAGAAGAAGAAAAAGACCAGAAGGUGGUAAAAUCGUAUUAUCGGAGGGCCAGGGAAGAAAAUAAGACGCUAAAUCACACACAGACAUACAAUCACAAUGCUUCCCCUCUCACUGCUGAAGACUGCCCAGAACCAUCCCAUGCUGGUGGAGCUGAAGAAUGGAGAGACAUACAACGGUCACCUGGUCAGCUGUGACAACUGGAUGAACAUCAACCUGAGAGAAGUCAUCUGCACCUCGAGGGAUGGAGAUAAGUUCUGGAGGAUGCCUGAGUGCUACAUCCGAGGAAGCACCAUAAAGUACCUGCGAAUCCCCGACGAGAUCAUCGACAUGGUGAAGGAGGAGGUGGUGUCAAAGGGUCGUGGGCGUGGAGGCGCCCAGCAGAACAAACAGCAGGGCAAAGGAAGAGGAGGAGCCGGCCGAGGUCUGUUUGGCGGUCGUGGCAGAGGAAUGACCGGUACUGGUCGGGGCCAGCAGCAACAGCAGCAGCAGCAACAACAGCAGCAGCAGCAGCAGCAGGAUAAGAAAUCAGGCAAACCGCAGGGGAUGAAGAACCAGCACUGACACUGACGUUGCACCAAAACAACCUGUUAUUUAGAGCGAUUCCUCCCUUCAGUACAUGAAGAUAAAACUCUGGUGUUUCCUUCUGCUGUGUUGUGACCACUGCAGAAAUCACACUGGGAGAAGUUGAAUGAAACUGUGCAUUUGCACUGGAUUUUGUUUUUUUAGCAUUGACCGUCUGUAAGUUGGUAUUAACGUUUUUUUUUGUUUGUUUUUUUAUUAUAACCUUUAUACCAGUGUAUCAGUCAGAGCUGGCAGACCUCCUUCAGUCUCAGUUUGUGAAAUGUAUCAUAUUAGAACUUUUUGUAUGAUUACACACACAUGAUAUUAUUACCCAAACAUAGUGCAGUUCAUCAGUUGGUACACUGGAUUUAGGUUUUUAUUUUCGUGGUGGUUGUUUGCUUGUCAACUUGUCCCCUGAAGUGUAGUUUUCACAGUGAAAGAACUACCCAGCCCCAACUUCUGUUGCAUGAGUAUUUUUUUUUAAACUGAGCUCUUCAUUUUUGUGUUGUUUUGUGACUUUUUGUUGUUUGCAGCGCUUUCGUUUGACUGCUGUGCUGCACGGUCCGAUUGCGGCAAGUGGAACCGUAGACCAGCGGCAUGGGGACAAAGAUUCAGUCCUUGAAAUUAAACCUUUGUUAAAGCAUUUGUAAGAUGAUACAUAAUAAUAAUGAUGAUGAUUAGGAUUUCCAGAAAAAAAAGAUUCUCAUAUUCUUUCGGCCAACAUUGAGGAUAAGUCCAACAUGUGUCAUGUUAGUUGGGUUUCAUUUUAUUUUUGUAACAAAAGACAAUGUUGUAAUUUAUUUACAUGAGAACAUGAGAAUAAAACAACUUUUGUUAAAGU